Messenger RNA from Peniophora sp. CBMAI 1063, 1461 nucleotides. Lineage: Eukaryota; Fungi; Basidiomycota; Agaricomycetes; Russulales; Peniophoraceae. The record is from the annotation of a GenBank genome assembly.
AUGAGCACCACGUACCCAACGAUUUCCUCUCGGCCUAUACAGCCGACAGUACACACAACAUGCUCUUCAUGCCACACGCCUCUUGAAUUUACCGUCCCGAAUCCGAUUCCGCGCCAGUCUACGAGCCUCUCCAUUCGAUGUCACAACUGCGCGUCAAUAUUCCCGCACGCCUUCUAUCCAACUCAGAUUGUCGGAAAUUCCACACAGAAGUCUACUGUUGGAUCCAGUGGGGCGUCUGGGUCAGGGCAAGGCAAUGGUCAGCAGGCGGCAAGGAGAGGGAGGAAGAUUGGAACGCAGGAGCGGCCACUGGAAACUGGCUACUAUGACAUUCUCGGCGUCGCAGUAGAUGCCACAACAGAUGAGAUCAAGAAAGCAUACCGGCGACUGGCCAUCAAACACCAUCCGGACAAGAACCGUGAUGAUCCCAACGCCGAGGAACGCUUCAAGGAGAUCGCCAUUGCGUACCAGACACUGUCAGAUCCGCAACUCAGACACAAGUACAACGAAUUUGGACCGAAGGAAAGUGCGCCAGAAGGCGGUUAUGUCGAUCCAGAAGAGGUCUUCGGUGCUAUGUUCGGCGGUGAUCGGUUCCUUCCCAUCAUCGGCAAUAUCAGUCUCGCGCAUGAUAUGAAGGCAGCGUUACAAGAAGCCGACGAUCUGGAGCCAGAUAAGCCUGUUCAGCGUGAUGCGAAGGGUAGAGAGAUCUUGUCCCCAGAAGAGAAGGCGAAGAAGGAGGCGAAGCAACGUGAAAUCUCUGCGAAGAAAGCUGCAGUUCGGGAAGAGCGUGUCAAGCAACUCGUCGAGAACCUCGAACGUAAACUGGGGAUAUUCACAGAAUCGGCAACCGGUCCGGAUGACAAGGAUGUCACGAACAGCUUCCGUACAAUAUGCCAACUCGAGGCGGAAGAGCUGAAGAAGGAGUCAUACGGCGUCGAACUACUUCAGUGUAUCGGAUACGUCUACCUCUCAAAGGGCAAGCAGUUCCUUGCUUCCAGUCAAACUUUCCUCGGUGUCGGCGGCUGGCUACACAACGUGCAGGGCAAAUACCACACCUUCAGCGAAACCGUAUCUACACUACGCUCCGCAAUAGAGCUGAAGGCGGUCUUCGACCAGAUUCAGGCGGCGGAAAACGCCGGUAACCUCAGUCCUGAAGAGAAGAAACGCUUGGAGGAGCAGGCGGCGGAGAAGGGUAUUCAGGCUCUCUUCAAGGGCACCAAACUCGAGAUCGAGUCUGUUCUGCGCGAGACCUGCGAUCGCGUUCUGGAAGCUGAAGGCAUCCCGCGCUGGAAUGCGCAAAUGCGCGCCGUCGCUCUUCAGAUCCUCGGUCAGGCAUACGUGGACGUUCGCAAGGAAGAAGAUGUCGCCAAGGAGGAGAGCGAGUACGUGCGUAUUGAGACGAAGAAUAGCCGGGCGCGCACCGAGAGCCAGGCGGGCAGCGGCCCACGGCCUUCGUCGUCAUGA